CCCUUCUCCUCAGACCCUCCAAAGACACACGUGACCCACCACCGCACCUCUGACCGUGACGUCACCCUGAGGUGCUGGGCCCUGGGCUUCUACCCUGCGGAGAUCACCCUGACCUGGCAGCGCGAUGGGGAGGACCUGACCCAGGACACGGAGCUCGUGGAGACCAGGCCUGCGGGGGACGGGACCUUCCAGAAGUGGGCAGCUGUGGGGGCGCCUUCUGGAGAGGAGCAGAGAUACACGUGCCAUGUGCAGCACGAGGGGCUGCCCGAGCCCCUGACCCUGAGAUGGGAGCCGCCGCCUCAGGCCGCCAUCCCCGCUGGCAUGGUGGUGGGCAUCAUUGCUGGGCUGGUCCUCCUUGGAGCUGCGGUCACUGUAGCUGUGCUGUGGAGGAGGAAGCGCUCGGAUGGAAAAGGAGGGAACUACGCUCAGGCUGCAGGCGGUGACAGUGCCCAGGGCUCUGAUGUGUCUCUCAGGGCUUCUAAAGCAUGAGACAGCUGCCUUGUGGGGACUGAGUGAUGCGAGAUUUGUUCAUGUCCCCACUUUGUGACACAGGACCCUCUGAGCUCUCUUUCUGCAAAGGGCAUCUGAAUGUGUCUGCGUUCCUCUGGCAUCAUGUGAGGAGCUGGGAGACUGCGCGCCCCCUGCCCUCCACGCCCCCUCCCCACACUGACCGAGUCUCUUCCCUGACCCCCUGUCCUGUUCCAGCAGAGGCUGUUUCCAUCCCCGCCUUUGAU
Rhinolophus ferrumequinum (greater horseshoe bat) is the source of this 734-nucleotide messenger RNA. Its product is annotated as patr class I histocompatibility antigen, A-126 alpha chain-like. Lineage: Eukaryota; Metazoa; Chordata; Mammalia; Chiroptera; Rhinolophidae. Gene Ontology annotation, molecular function: signaling receptor binding; peptide antigen binding. The record is from RefSeq and is a predicted model, not a curated record. The annotation marks the transcript as partial. Gene Ontology annotation, cellular component: external side of plasma membrane. The transcript has 5 exons. Gene Ontology annotation, biological process: antigen processing and presentation of endogenous peptide antigen via MHC class Ib; antigen processing and presentation of endogenous peptide antigen via MHC class I via ER pathway, TAP-independent; positive regulation of T cell mediated cytotoxicity.